AGGUAAUGCUGUCGUCUCUCUUUUACAAACAUACAAUAACAGCAACCAGUUUGCAGCCAUAGCAACGCCAACAGCGCGCUGAUAACCCAAAGUGUUGUGAAUGGAAAGCAGAGGGUUGUUCCUGCUUUGAACUACACGUUCCAUCCUUUUGCCGCCGCCCAGUCUCACCAGUACGGGAGCGUCUAGUUAGUGUUUGUCUGCCAGUGAUGGACGAGGCUGAGGACGGCGAGGAGGAGUCCAAAUUCCAGCAUUGGCCGCCUCAAGUCGCCAGCUUGAAAGGAUGCAAGGAUCAUGGGAGCAGCGGAGGAACCGAGAUGAAGAAAUUUACGCUCGGAGGCGGGGCCGUGUCCAUUGCGCGCAAAAACUCCAACAAUGAGCUCUGGCUCUUGCGAAACGAGGAGUCUGCAUGUCUAAGUGCCACUGGCAGCGCUGCAUCUGCUCUCUUAUGCCAGAGGGAUGCUGUUGUCGACCGGGGCGACUCGGAGUCAGACUACAGGACUAGGGGGGACACAGUCUCAGAAGAAGGUGUGACAGCAGAGGGGCCCAUCGGUAUGAUAUGCAACAAAAACGGCGACUGUAGAAGGGACCCGGCCAGUUCAGGGAGCCUGUCCUCUCUUAUCUCAAGACAGGAGAAACAGGCAGAUGGAGUUGUAACAAGUGAGGACUGCAAGGGGCAGGCUGCAAGCAUGGACGGCUCUGUCACUUCAGCGGGGUCCCUGACACAGGGGCCGGGGGUCGAGGUCAGGAGCGCGGUGGCGAUGGAGAAAAAGGACUCCAGAGUUUCCUUCUCCAACGCCCCAAAUACUAAAGGACAGAACCCUGGUCAGCAGCCAAUAAGUUCUGUUACUUUCACCAAAGCGGAGGAUGGCCCCCAGAUAGUGCCGGAUGAUGGAGACUCCAGGAAUAAUCAGACGUACAUGCAACGGCAGUUUAGUUCCAUGCUUCAGCCCGGAGUUAACAAAUUCUCCCUACGCAUGUUUGGCAGCCAGAAGGCGGUGGAGAAAGAACAAGAGCGCGUCAAGUCAGCGGGUAACUGGAUUAUCCACCCAUACAGCGACUUCAGGUUCUAUUGGGACUUCACCAUGCUGAUGUUCAUGGUGGGCAACCUGAUAAUCAUCCCUGUAGGCAUCACCUUCUUCAAGGACGAGACCACUACACCCUGGAUCAUCUUCAACGUAGUCUCGGACACGUUCUUCCUCAUGGACCUAGUGCUGAAUUUCAGGACCGGCAUCGUGUUCGAGGACAACACAGAGAUCAUCCUCGACCCCAAAAAGAUCAAGAAGAAGUACCUGAAAAGCUGGUUUGUGGUGGACUUUGUCUCCUCUAUACCUGUGGAUUAUAUCUUCCUCAUCGUGGAGAAGGGGAUUGACUCAGAGGUGUACAAGACAGCUCGGGCACUCCGCAUUGUCCGCUUCACCAAGAUCCUCAGCUUGCUUCGCCUGCUGAGGUUGUCCAGACUAAUCCGUUACAUCCACCAAUGGGAGGAGAUCUUCCACAUGACCUACGACCUGGCCAGCGCUGUGAUGAGAAUAUUCAACCUGAUCGGGAUGAUGCUGCUGCUGUGCCACUGGGAUGGCUGUCUCCAGUUCCUUGUUCCGAUGCUGCAGGAAUUUCCGUCUGAUUGCUGGGUCUCGCUUAACAAGAUGGUGAACGACUCAUGGAGCGAGCUCUACUCCUUUGCCCUCUUUAAGGCCAUGAGCCACAUGCUGUGCAUUGGAUAUGGCAGACAAGCCCCAGAGAGCAUGUCGGACAUCUGGCUGACCAUGCUCAGUAUGAUAGUAGGAGCCACCUGUUAUGCCAUGUUCAUUGGCCACGCAACCGCCCUUAUCCAGUCUCUGGACUCAUCCAGGCGGCAGUACCAGGAAAAGUACAAACAAGUGGAGCAGUACAUGUCGUUCCACAAACUGCCGGCCGACUUCCGACAGAAAAUCCAUGACUACUACGAGCAUAGGUACCAGGGCAAGAUGUUUGAUGAGGAGAGCAUCCUGGAGGAGCUUAAUGAGCCCCUGCGCGAGGAAAUUGUCAACUUCAACUGCCGAAAGCUGGUGGCCUCCAUGCCACUGUUUGCCAAUGCUGAUCCCAACUUUGUGACAGCCAUGCUGACCAAACUGAGGUUUGAAGUCUUCCAGCCUGGAGACUACAUCAUCAGAGAAGGCACCAUUGGCAAGAAGAUGUACUUCAUCCAGCACGGGGUGGUGAGCGUCCUGACCAAAGGAAACAUCGGCAUGAAACUCAUGGAUGGGUCCUACUUUGGAGAAAUCUGUUUGCUGACCCGUGGCAGGCGGACAGCCAGUGUGCGAGCAGACACCUACUGUCGCUUGUACUCACUCUCUGUGGACAAUUUCAACGAAGUCCUGGAGGAGUAUCCCAUGAUGAGGAGGGCCUUUGAGACCGUUGCUAUCGACAGACUGGACAGGAUAGGCAAGAAGAACUCAAUCCUGAUGCACAAAGUUCAGCAUGAUCUCAACUCGGGUGUUUUCAACAACCGUGAGAAUGAGAUGAUCCAGGAGAUUGUGAAAUACGAUCGGGAGAUGGUUCAGCAGGUGGAUGUGCCACGACCGCGAGCCAUGUCCAUGACGCCUCCUUUGCCUGGUGGGAUCUUUACUCCUCCGGUUUCCUCCAACCAAUCCCGAGAUUCAGCUAUCGCUACUCUGCAACAGGCCGUGGCCAUGAACUUUUGUCCGCCCAUGCAAGGGAGCUCGGUGGGAGCAGGGACCCUGCAGUCUCCCAGGAUGGUAAGGAGAUUCCAGGUGAUGCAGAGCAUAUCCAGUCCUGUCUCAGCUUCUCCACUGCAGUCCCAGCUCCUUGCUUCUGGUGCCUUUGCUCCGGUCUUGUCCAGUCCCCCUGUCCAGAGCCCACUGGCAGCUGGAGGACGAUCAUUCCAGUAUGGAUCCAGUAUCCUUGCUGGUCCCAUCUCAGGCUCCCAGCUCUCCUUGGCCCAGCAGCACAUAGCCAGCCCUGCACAUCGACCCAACACACAUAAGAGCACCCAUUCCUUGCAACUGGGCAGCCUGAGCCAAGAUGCCAGGGCACUGUCAGCCUCUCAGCCCUCACUGCCUCACGAAGGGGUGCAGCCAGGUGCCCCUAGUCCACCUCAGUCUACGCGAGUCUCCUCCACUUCAAUUGGACCCCCUCAGACCUCAUCAGGUCAUACAAGUGUCCGGAGUGCUAUACCACAAAGGGUGGUACUCCCUCACCAAAUGUCAGUGGGGGCUUUCCCUGUUGCGUCACUGCCUGGUUCUGCACAUGGUUUUUCUGCUGGUACAGGGCUGGUAGCGGGGGGGAUGGGAACAGGUCAGGGGGACUCAAGACUACCCAAGAAGGACUCUAUAGUUAGCCUUCCUGAGACAGACCACAUCAAAGUGAGAUCCAGGCUUUCCUCAAACUUGUGAUCUUAAACUUUUUUGGGAGAGCAACUCAAUGAGGAACAUGAAGGCAGGAACAUGUUUCUCUUCUCUUUUCCUCAGUUUGACUAUCAAAUGUAUGAAUGUUGAGCGAACGACAAGUACUUGAGAAGAAACUGUUCUAACACACACAAAAAAGAAUCUGUAUGGUGGAUGUUUGAAACUGCAUCGAGAUGUUUCUACUCACAGAUGUAGUUGCACAAAUCGGUAGUGGUAAUGUAGCUUCUUUCACAACAUAGUUAACAACAUAUGCUUCAUUAUCCCCCCUUCACCUCUAUUAAUGCAAACUUGGUUUGGAUGGGACUAAAAGACAUUCAGGGAACUAGUUCAGACUUUAGUUGGCACUUUAAUGGGAUUUACCUACUGCAUCUUUGGGAUGCACAAGCUGCGAAUGAAUAUUUCCAUGUAAAAAUAUAAUUGUGGUUUAAUUGAAAGUGGGCUGUUUUUUAUUUUUCUGCCAUCCCUGUUAACAGAUCCAAUAAACAAAUUAGUCACCACACAAAUUAAAUGAGAGAUAAAACAAAAGAAACUCAUUUGGCCAAUCUUACCACAACAAAUCAAGCCAUAUUUCCCCAUCUCUUGAUAUGAAUGAACGAUGACAAAUAAAACUCAAUAGAUUAUUUAUAAGUCUUCCCUUGUUCUGAUUGACCAUACACAGGUUAUGAAGAUCAUAUAUAAUGAAAAUCUUUUUUACUGGAAUUACAAUCCCAAGGCAAAUCAUCUGGUUUUGGCUAAGCCAUCAAUUUUUACAGCAAGUGUUUGCAUGUUUGUUGAAUUUAAAGCUCCAUUAAUCAGUUUACUUUAAUCAUAAUGGACCUCGAGAGGACUUAUGGAAUUCUGUAUACAGAUGCAAAGUUGAGCCUACACUCAAAGCUACAUGUAUAUGCACCAACUUGUCAAAUUUUUGCUCAUUGCUUUUGCUCCAAAGCACAAAAUAUGGCACAAAGAAGGCUUCAACAGUAUUCUUUCUACUCUAAGCAAAAAAGUGUUGUCAGCCAAAAAUGUUUCUAUAAAUUACAACAAAUUAUGAAGACUUUUUGCAACUCUGAUGAUUAAAGUGAAACAUUUUUCCUCACAAACAAACCAAAGCUCAGUGGGGUGGCCAGAAAAUGACCUUAGCUUCAAGUCGUGCUGGUGAAUGAACAGACAUCUGUCUUUACAUGUCCAAGAAAUGAUUAAUGCAGCUUUAAGACCCACAAAAACAUGAAGAAAUUUAUCUAAGUAUUAUUACCCUGCACUUUGUGAAACUAUUCUAAAAUUUCUUUUGUCAGUUAACACAAGACUUUUAAUGUAAGUUUAAUUGCAAAAUUCAGAUUCCCAUUAUCAAAAUGUAAAUUCAUUCUUUUCCAAAUCCUUGAUUUUUCCUUCAGCAGCAGUUUGGGUGAUGUGUCAUAACGGCAAAGUCAAUUCACAUGAAUAAUGAAACUCCAGCAGAGCUCAGUCCUGCCUUUAACGCCACAGUUUUGAUCAACUGCCAAGGACAGCGCAGAUACUUUGCAGGACGUAUAUUGCAGUGUGCCUCUGUCACUGAUGCCUCGGUAAGAAUUCAUUGGAUGCUGCUGAUUCGUGUCCGAAAGCAUUAGAAGCGGACCCUUUUCUCCUGGACCUGACAUUCUAGUCACCUCAUCUCACUAAUGCCUGAACCAUUACUGGGUAAUGAGAGUGGAAAUUGGACUCCCUUGGGCCCGUUUGGAACCGUUAUUAUCCUCCUUCGGCUGGAUUUCAUUAUACAGUGCCAAUAAUGAGUUCCUCUCAUAUGAUCAUUUUGCAUUUUCAUUUUGUUUGGCUUCUGCUUCUGCGUCCACCUUAAGAGUUCUGAAGUGGACCAAGUUAAUAGUUUAUAAGUAUUUUCAUACUGUGAUUUUGAGGUCCUUUGUGUUUGUGUUUUAUGCUCAAAUUAUGCCCCACUGGAGACCUUUUUUGGCUCAAACAUAAUUAACACAGGCUUGUUAUGAGGACAAUGUUUUAUUUUAUAGUGCUUUGUGUGCAGGGUUUACUUUCACAGGACAGGAAAUUUGCUUAAAUAAGUGAAAGUGAAAGAAAGGGAAAACAAAUAUGGAGUUUAACUGCAAAAAUGUUCAGGAUUGAAAUCAAAUCACUGUUAUGUAGCAGUAACCUGUAGCAAUUUGAAAUAAAGCAUGAAAUUUGAAUAAAAGCCAAAAAUUGAGAGUGAUACCAAAGCUGCAAAGUUUUUUUUUUUUUUUUUUUUUUUGGUAGUUUGUUACAUAAAUCCCUGAAAUUUUCAGAUCAAUGACUUAACACAAAUCAGACAUUAAUAAACUAAAUUCCUUCAAUUAUUUUGCCAGAAUGUGAUGUCCAUGAAACAAAGCAAUAAAAGAGGGAGUGGUACCUUUAUGCAGAUGAUGAUCUGUUUUAUUCUUCAAGCAUUAGCAAUACUUCUCUUUAGAUGGAUUUUCCUAACUUAACUUAAAAUGACUUUUAAAUAUUUUUUUUCUGCAUAUAUUCAAAUUUAAACCUUGAUCUUCCCUAAAACAAAUGAUUUGCAUGGUUAUUUCUAUGUGUAAACAUAGUGUGCAUCAUGUGAACCAAGCCUAUUUAUUUAUGUAGCCUUGCUCACUUUAAAUGUAGGCCUUCUAAAAAACAAGAAAAUGUUUUGAUAAGGGUUCUAAGUUUAAACUGACAAUGCAUAUUAUCAUCUGUUAUGAGCCGAUAUUACUUGAACAUAAUAAUUAGAGCAGAAGAAAUCAGUUUGCAUCGCAGAAGAUGUGUUGCUUCUUUUUUCUGCAGUAGCUUGCAGGACCACCCAGAGUUUGUAUAUAAUGCUCAUCCAGUCGCUCUGAGGUCUGCAUGGUUUCUCCUUUUGUCUAUAUUUUUUUGUUUACCUGUUUUAUACUCUCACACCCAGAUCCAGUUAAAAAAGAAAAAGACAACAAAAAUGCUGCUUUUAGAUCCUUUUUUUCUUUUCAUUGCUCUUAGACCUCAUCAAUGUAAUGAACAGAACUCUGUAAAAGUAUCUUUCCUUCUUCCAGCAACUUUACAAACAUGUUAAGUGUUAUGUAAAUGUUACAGUAACUCAGCUGUUCAACUCUGUCAGUACACUCUCAAGGCUUUGGUCAGGAUAACAUCUGUGCCAUGCACACUCGCAUGUACGGCUACAGCAACAUUUAUAGCGGCAUCUGUACUUGUUAAGUUAUGUGCUUGCUUUUCUUUUUUACUCCGUUUUUCUUUACAAAGCCUCACUUUUUCUUUUGUUUUUUUUUUGUCUUUAGUGCCACAGCUUCUCCAGAGAUAAAGGAUACAGUGUUUAUAUAAUUUCCAUUUUUCUUCAGAUGUGUCUUUGGGUUCAUUGAUGAAAAUAAAACGUGGUGAUUUAGACCAUUUGAAAUGUUUAUCUUUAAGGGCUGCUUGAAUUGAACAAGGCUGUAAUUUGUAAUCUAACGUCACACAGGAUUCACAUCAUUAAUGAGGAUAAGAACUACAACUUAAAAAUACAUGAUGCACUUUUUUAUUAAAGAAACAAAACAAUACAAUUCAAUAUUACACUGUAUUUAUUUAUAUCCUCUAGUUUUGUCCUCGCAUCAUAGACUUAUAAGCUUGAGUAACUAUUCAAGAAUACAAUAACUCACCUAUUUUAAAGCCAAUGCCAGUCCUUAUCUUGACACUGCAGACUAAUGGUUUAACUUGCUAAUGCACUCCCUGCCUUGAACUCCUGUGAAACAAACAGAUGAUCUCAGGCAGUCCCCCUCUGGGAAAUCAGACAUUACCAGUGCAGUCCACAUGUUUCUGUGUCAGGGACCUGAUUUUCUUUUAUUGAGCCACUCUACAGCUGUCACAUCCCAUAACUGUGCAUACCCAGUGCCUAGCAGAGACCGUAGACUCCACCAUCAUGUUCUGUAUGCUUUGUGUGUGUGUGUGUGUGUGUGGCUAUAAAGAUGCAAGCUCGUCAUAAUGCAAACAUCACUGUCACUUAUAUCCCACCGCAAUACGUGUAAAAAGGAAGACCAAUAAAUUGUAUUUGAAUACAGUAUGAUCCCACUGCUUCCUGUUCAGAUGAUUACUUUGGGAUUAUCAUGUUGGAAAAGCCCAAACAGGUUAUGGGUUCAUUGUUUAGCAUCUUUAUAGAAGCAGAACUGCUUGAUGCAAU
Melanotaenia boesemani (Boeseman's rainbowfish) is the source of this 7509-nucleotide messenger RNA. RefSeq names its product hyperpolarization activated cyclic nucleotide-gated potassium channel 2b (gene hcn2b). Gene Ontology annotation, biological process: potassium ion transport; transmembrane transport. Gene Ontology annotation, molecular function: voltage-gated potassium channel activity. The record is from RefSeq and is a predicted model, not a curated record. NCBI's taxonomy places the organism in Eukaryota, Metazoa, Chordata, Actinopteri, Atheriniformes, Melanotaeniidae. The transcript has 8 exons. Bases 207 to 3392 code for a protein of 1061 amino acids. Gene Ontology annotation, cellular component: membrane.